Molecule: messenger RNA, 1834 nt
Organism: Podarcis raffonei (Aeolian wall lizard)
Lineage: Eukaryota; Metazoa; Chordata; Lepidosauria; Squamata; Lacertidae
Gene: ACAA1
Product: acetyl-CoA acyltransferase 1
Exons: 12
Coding region: 69-1361 (430 amino acids)
Biological process (GO): fatty acid beta-oxidation; phenylacetate catabolic process
Cellular component (GO): peroxisome
Molecular function (GO): acetyl-CoA C-acyltransferase activity
Source: RefSeq, a predicted model, not a curated record
CAGGGGGGGCGUGGCUCUCCGGGGCUGCCUCACCUGCCCAGUCGAGGGGCGGCGCAGAGCGGAGGAGGAUGCAGCGGCUGCAGGUGGUUAUUGGGCACCUGUCCGGGGCCGGGGGCGGCCGGCCUGCCUCGUUGCGGCCCACCCCCUGCCUGGGCUACUCUGGGGCCGCCCUCUCGACGGCGGCGGCCCCGGAGGAUGUGGUGGUGGUCCACGGGCGGAGGACGCCCAUCGCCAAGGCCAAGAGGGGCGGCUUCAAGGAAACUACACCUGAUGAACUUCUUGCUGCGGUCAUGACAGCUGUCCUUAAAGACCUAAAUCUAAGCCCUGAGAAGCUGGGAGAUAUCUGUGUAGGAAAUGUUCUUCAACCUGGAGCUGGAGCUUUAGUGGCGAGGAUUGGACAAUUUCUAAGUGGCAUUCCAGAGACUGUACCAAUAUCAUGUGUUAACAGGCAGUGCUCAUCUGGGUUGCAGGCUCUGAUCAAUAUAGCUGGUGGCAUCAGAAAUGGAGCUUAUGACAUGGGCUUGGCCUGUGGAGUGGAAAGCAUGUCUCUGCGUACUGUCGGCAAUCCUGGGGACGUCAGUUCUCGUAUGAUGGACAACAGCAACGCCAGAGAUUGUCUUAUCCCAAUGGGAAUAACCUCAGAGAAUGUAGCCGAAAGGUUUAACGUCACCCGGAAAAAGCAAGAUGCCUUUGCCUUGGCUUCUCAGCAAAAAGCAGCUCGAGCCCAGCAGAUGGGGUGGUUUAAAGAUGAGAUUGUCCCGGUCACCACCACCUUCACGGAUGACCAGGGCCAAGAGAAGACGAUCACUGUGCUCCAAGAUGAAGGGGUCAGGCCAAGCACCACGCUGGAGGGGUUGGCGAAGCUAAAACCGGCCUUCAAGGACAAUGGCACCACGACUGCUGGUAAUUCCAGCCAAGUUAGUGACGGCGCUGCUGCGGUUCUCCUGGCCAGACGUUCCAGAGCGUCCCAGCUGGGCCUUCCCAUCCUCGGGGUGCUGAGGUCGUGUGCAAUAGUUGGCGUUCCACCUGAUGUCAUGGGCAUAGGACCAGCCUAUGCUAUUCCGGUGGCGUUGGAAAAGGCUGGUUUGACUGUGAAAGAUAUUGACAUAUUUGAAAUCAACGAGGCCUUUGCUAGUCAGGCUGUCUACUGCGUGGAGAAGCUUGGCAUCCCCAUGGAGAAGGUCAAUCCCCUUGGUGGGGCCAUUGCUUUGGGGCACCCUCUGGGCUGCACUGGGGCGCGGCAGGUGGUCACUCUGCUCAACGAGCUGAAGCGUAGGGGGAAGAGAGGAUAUGGCGUGGUCUCCAUGUGCAUUGGAACAGGGAUGGGAGCAGCCGCGGUGUUCGAGUACCCUGGAAAGUGAACAGAACUCUGGCCUGCUUAAUGGCUGGAAGUUUCCAGCACCUCCCCUCAAAUGAUUCAUUAAUCGGUCCAAUGAAAAGAUGCUCAGGAUGUAGCCUGCAGGUGGGAUACACGCCACAGCACUCUAGUUCAGUCGUCCCUCUUUGCAGCCUUCCAGCUAAAUCUUGCACAGGGAUGGCAUGACAAGAGAGGCUUUGGGUAGGCAGGAUGGGACUCAGUGUCCUAAAUCUUGACCUGUGGGGCAGAACAAGUUGAGUACCCAUUCAUGAGGGGAAUUCUGCCUAAAGGGACUAAUCGUGUAUUUGGGAGCAAGCUCCAGUAGCACUGGCUUCUUCAUUUAGCCAGCCUAACUCUGCGACACAAGCGUCAGUCAGUAGAGGUCCUCUUAGGACUGACUGAUAAAAGGUACAGGUUGAUAUAGCACUGUUGAAACAGAGGAGGGCUGUGGUUUUGCUUUGCUUAGGGAACGUGACU